Plodia interpunctella (Indianmeal moth) is the source of this 1062-nucleotide messenger RNA. It is a transcript of the gene Spf30, whose product is annotated as Splicing factor 30. Gene Ontology annotation, biological process: negative regulation of transcription by RNA polymerase II. The transcript is spliced from 4 exons. Gene Ontology annotation, molecular function: RNA polymerase II cis-regulatory region sequence-specific DNA binding; DNA-binding transcription repressor activity, RNA polymerase II-specific. NCBI's taxonomy places the organism in Eukaryota, Metazoa, Arthropoda, Insecta, Lepidoptera, Pyralidae. The record is from RefSeq and is a predicted model, not a curated record. Bases 117 to 839 code for a protein of 240 amino acids. Gene Ontology annotation, cellular component: nucleus.
GAUUGAUCGAUUUGUCAAUUUUUGUUUCUUGUUUCAUAUUGGUACCUAGCUUAGAUAAUUUUACAGAAUUUAAAGUAAAAGCAACAACCGAUCAGCGUCAAUUUAUUAUUUCAGCGAUGGCUGAAGAUCUAAGGAAUUAUAAACUGCAACUUCAACAGGUGGAGGCUGCGCUACUGACAGAUCCUCAAAAUGAAGAGUUGCUGAAAUUAAAAGCGGAUUUAGAAGAAGUAAUUGAGUUGACACAAGAUCUUAUUAAAACACAAGAUGGUGACUCCAAAGUGACUAAUAUUCGUGGUUCUAGUAAUGAUGAUGAUGUUACAGCGUCGCUGUUGGCGGCUGAGGAAGCAGAGGCUGGAGAAAGGUCUUAUUCUAGUUGGCGCAUCGGCGAAAAAUGCCUGGCCAAAUGGAGAUCAGAUGGAAUGUUCUAUGAAGCUGUCAUUGAGGAGAUAGGUACAGAAAGUUUAAAAGUGAAAUUUGAUGGUUACACUACAUUAGAAACUGUGGCUGCUGGUGAUAUCAAAGCAAUAGGAUCAGGCACAAAGAGGCCUCUAAGUGGAGAUGAAAGCAAACAGGGGAAGGGCUACAACAGGGAGUAUUUAAAAAAGAAAAAACAGAAAAAACAACAAAGAUUCAAACAAAUCGAAGAAGAAAGGGAAAGUGAGAAAAAUAAAUGGCUUUCUUUCCACUCGAAAGCAUCCAAAAAGGCUGGAGUAAAAGGAAAGAGCAUAUUUGCUUCACCUGAUAACUUGACUGGAAGAGUCGGCAUUGGAACUUGUGGUAUAUCAGGAAGGCCCAUGACAGAAUAUACUCCUGGUGAAAAAUGGAAGAAAGGUGGUUAACAAAGUGAUAUUUAAUAAUAAAAACUUAGUUGCAAAUUAUACUAAUAAUCAACAUACGGUCUCAUCUGUGAGGCUAACAUUAAUUGGAUGUUUACUCUAGUACUAAUUUGUAAGUACUGUAAAUAUACAUUGUAAGGUUUUUGUUGUAGUACAUUUAAAUUUCUAGUAACAAAAUGGAUCCUGUAUGUUUGGACUGCAAAUAUAUUGUAAUAAAUACUUUUUU